Messenger RNA from Cladocopium goreaui, 270 nucleotides. The record is from the annotation of a GenBank genome assembly. NCBI's taxonomy places the organism in Eukaryota, Dinophyceae, Suessiales, Symbiodiniaceae.
AUGCUGCUGCGCCGUUCCAGCCGAGCCGGCUUGUGGUUGGCCCUGGCCAUUGCCAUGGCAUUCGCCUCGCCGUUCUUCUCGAACGUGACUGGUGAGAAAGGUGAUGAAAGUGGUCCAGACCUUGACCUGGGAACCUGGGGGCGAAAGGCGACAAAGAUGUUGCAAGUGGUCCAGAAUUUGACUUGGGAACCUGGGGACGACAUAUCCAUCUUCAAGGUGAUCGGAGGACCGGCUCUCUUCCCCCAUUCUGAGCACUCUUCGGAUGACUGA